Messenger RNA from Penicillium chermesinum, 456 nucleotides. RefSeq lists its product as uncharacterized. Bases 1 to 456 code for a protein of 151 amino acids. The record is from RefSeq and is a predicted model, not a curated record. NCBI's taxonomy places the organism in Eukaryota, Fungi, Ascomycota, Eurotiomycetes, Eurotiales, Aspergillaceae. The transcript is spliced from 2 exons.
AUGCGGCGAAUGAAUGACGACGACUUCAAGGAACUUGAAGUCGGACUAAGGCCUCUGGGAUGGGGAAUUUACUAUGUCUGGAACGCAUUCGCUGAUAGUGAUGAUCACCCUGAAUGGAGGACCGGUGUUGACAUGAAGGGCUGGACUCUGGCCUACAAUGAUGACGACGAUCUCGUCUUCCUGAAGACUGAGGGGUACAAUUAUGCCUACUUCGCCCACAACAGCGCACCCGGUGGGGCGUACUUCUCGCUUAAAGACUUCUGUGUCAAGUCGCGCGAAUCGGACCACCAGUUUAAUGUGAUGAGCAUGCAAGAAGGUUAUGGUUACACAUGUGACCGAGAUCAAAUGGUGGAGUGGGCUCGACGCUGGAGUGGUUACGAGGUGACGGGAGAAGAGAAAGAGUAUUACAUGGCAUUGAUCAAAGCCGCGCAGGAGGGCGAAGGGCAAGAGACUUAG